Molecule: messenger RNA, 930 nt
Organism: Theileria parva strain Muguga
Lineage: Eukaryota; Apicomplexa; Aconoidasida; Piroplasmida; Theileriidae
Gene: RPN8A
Product: 26S proteasome non-ATPase regulatory subunit 7-like protein
Exons: 6
Coding region: 34-930 (298 amino acids)
Biological process (GO): proteasome-mediated ubiquitin-dependent protein catabolic process
Cellular component (GO): proteasome complex; proteasome regulatory particle
Molecular function (GO): protein binding; metallopeptidase activity
Source: RefSeq, a predicted model, not a curated record
UAUUUUUUAAUUUUAUAAAGUUAUUUUAUUUAAAUGGAGUUGGUGAAUAAAACUUCCCUUUUGGGUAUGGGAACUAAGGUCGUAGUUCAUCCCAUUGUUCUUCUCUCCGUUGUGGACCAUUACAACAGAUGUGCUCAGGGCACUUCCCGUAGAGUCGUUGGUACUAUUUUAGGCGAAACCAUCAGCGGAGAACUCCAUCUCACAAAUUCAUACGCCAUACCCUUUGAAGAAGACACUAAAAACCCGCUCGUUUGGUACUUUGACCAUAAUUACCACGAAAACAUGUUCAAAAUGUUCAAAAAAAUAAAUGCUAAGGAGCGUGUGCUUGGCUGGUAUAGUACUGGUCCGAAGUGUAAAUUGGCAGACUUGGAAAUUCAUGAAAUUUAUCGCAAAUACUGUCCGCAUCCAAUCUACAUCAUCGUAGACAUCACUCAAAAAGAUGAAUUACCUAUUGAGGCUUAUAUAUCUGUUGAGGAGCCUACCAGUGACUCUAGAUUCCGUAGAACUUUUGUCCAUGUUCCAUUCUCAGUUGGCUCUUUUGAUGCUGAGGAAGUUGGCUUAGAACAUCUUCUCAGAGAUUUAACCAAUUCAACCACCUCAACUCUUUCCAAAAAGGUUGAGAGUAAGAUUAGUGCUUUGAGAUCACUAGUGUCUAAGCUUACUGAGAUGGUUGAUUACCUUGGCGGUGUGAUUUCCGGAACUUACACGCUUAAUCCCUCAAUAGUAUAUAUGCUACAGGACAUUUUUAACAUGUUUCCUGCGAUGGACGAUGAGGAGUUAAUUGAGGCGUUUGCGAUUAAUAUGAACGACACGACCAUGACGUCAUACCUCGGAACUAUUAUCAGGACUAUGAUUGCACUUCAUAAUCUUAUAAACAACAUGGCAGAAAAUAAAAGAAGAUCACAACUCAAAUUGUCCUCCACAACUUAA